AUGAACGAACGGUACCCUGGGUAUCUCUUUGGAACUCCUGUCAGUAGUUGGGACAGGAGUUUUAAUUCUAUGGAGAAUCAAAUCCAACAUCAAUACAGAGGUCGACUUGGCACCACAGGCCGGUACUGGGGCAGUAUGUCUGAAGGGGGCGGAGUCUCGUCCGCCGGCGGCGACACUGGCAAAACCAACCUCAUAGUCAACUACCUCCCGCAGACGAUGACGGAAAAAGAUCUAUACGCUAUGUUCAUGACCAUAGGACCUAUAGAAAGCUGUCGAGUUAUGAAAGAUUUUAAGACUGGUUACAGUUACGGGUUUGGGUUCGUUAACUUUACUCGAGAAGAGGAUGCGGCGCGUGCCAUCGACACCUUCAAUGGUUACCAGCUCAGAAAUAAGCGGUUAAAGGUGUCGUACGCCCGACCGUCGGGGGAUGAUAUAAAAGACACAAACCUGUACGUGACGAAUCUGCCGCGCGCGAUCACAGAGGAACAGCUGGAGACAAUAUUCGGCAAGUACGGCCGGAUAGUGCAGAAACACAUUCUCAGGGAUAAAAGCAACGGGUCGCCUAGAGGUGUUGCCUUCGUUAGAUUCGACAAAAGGGAAGAGGCUCAAGAAGCGAUAGCAGCUUUAAACAAUGUGAUACCAGAGGGCGGUACCGAACCACUUAGUGUAAAGGUGGCGGAAGAACACGGUAAGCAAAAAGCGGCGUACUACGCGGGAUGGGCUGCGGGCUUCCAUCAUAAUCGAGGUGACUACGCAUGGAGCUGCUCAAACUGCAUGAUGUCGGAUCCAUGGGAAAAAUUCCCGUCACCUCCUUUAGGUGGCAGCUAUCCUACCACACCUCGGAACGGUUGCCGUCCUGGUGCCUGUGCUAAUACUAGAAUCGCUUAUCCUAAUUAUAUGCCUGGGAAAGGAACCCCUAGGUCCAGUAGAGGUAGGAAUCUUCCCUGGGCACCAGGAUUCGGUGGCGAGGAACGUUAUAAAGGGCAAAGAUGUCGAAACGGACCGUCGCCAUAUUGGUAAAUUUAAAUAUGAAUUUCGAAUGUUGGAAUUCUUUUAUUUACCAUUCCAAUUAAAUUGUAAUUGGAAUCAAUGGAUCCAUUGUGAUAAUUGGACCUAAUAAUGUCAAAAUGUUAAUGGAAUGUUGAAGCAUUGUACGCUUUUGAUCUCAUGUUUGUUUGUAAAUAUUUAUCAUUAUUACAGGUCGAUGAAUUUUGAAGUAUUGACAGUUAUCCAAAUAGAUAAUUAUGUGAACGAUUAAUGAUUCAACAGAAUCAAUGAAACCACUUAAUUGGUUUUUCAGUUUGAUGGGUCAUUUGAAGACCAAUCAAAACAAUGCCCGUCUAGGAUGAAAGUAUCAAUUACAAUUAUUUUAAGAUAACUGCAUAUUUGGGCCUUAAACGUACCCGAUAAUGUAUUUGAUAUAACUUUCCCUUACUAUCAGAAUAAUAGAAUGAAGGCGAAUUAAUGAAUAUCUGUACGCCUUAAGAUGUUUGCGGAAAAGUAAAUGAGCAUUGUAAUGCCUACAUGAUAAUAUGCCUUGACUAAUGGCAACUUACAAACGUCGCUAGAGGGCAUCACUAACGUCAAAGGGGCGAUUAGUUACAUCUUAAAGCGCCAUCUAGAGGGAAAAGGUUUUUUUAAUUAUUCUGCUCUUUUUAUUUCUUUUAUGAUUUAACUUGAAAACAAAUAUAUACUUCAUUUGUUUUGACCAAGUGUGUUUGUGUCCUUUGCACUGAGUUGUUUAAAGCAUGAGUUUGUUUGCCUUUUGUUCAUUAACUUCUAUCGUAAGAAUAGUUUUGUGUUGUAGUUUUAUCCUAUAUUUUUUAUAGUGCGCCAGAGAUUAUAAUUAAACUAACGUCUAUCUGUAUCAGGUCAGUCUCGAUAACUUUUGGAUGGAUCUUAACAACUGAAAGUGUUUUUAAUAGUGUAGGUUUACUUAAUAAGGGAUGGUUAAAAUUCGUUCAAUAUUUAUAGCAGCAAUAUUUAUAGAUGUUUCAUUGUAAUUUAUAAAGUUAAGGUGGUCUGGGUAUUAGAUGACUGCACAAGCGAGACAAGGCUUUGAACAAUGUGGAACAUUGUUCUCGAUCAAUCCAUUGUCAGCUCUGUUAGCGGACUUUUUAUUGGUCAUAAAAAGGACAAUGUCAGAUUCAAUGAAAAGAUUACGAAAAUUCUUUGUGUAAGACUAGGAAUUUUGAUAAUCUUUUCAGUGUAAAAUUUAAUUUCAACAGAAAUAUUACAAUUGCUAAGAACGAAAUUUUUGUUUUGCAACAGCAGUUACUGCAUGCGUUCAUAUUUUUGCAACAAUGUAUGGAAACUACAGCAAAAAUCCCAUACAACGAUUUGUAGCAGGCACUUAGAAAAAUUCGUAAGCUCUGCUUACUUUAUCUGUAGGUCAGUUGCGGUAAAAGCGGUAGCCAUGGUGAGGCAACAGACUCUGAUUCGAUUCCAGUCGGAUCGAAGAUUUUUCUUUGUAUUCUGUUCGAUCUUUGUAUCAAGAUACUAUAGAUAUAGAAUUCACGGAAUGUUUUUGGUACGUAAAAGUAGCUAUAGGGACACAGAACUCAUAGAUUCACAGAGAUGGUAUAUAAAGGGUAAAAUAAUAUGAACACUAGGAAUUUUCCUUCCGUGGCAAUGGCCAUCACUUAUCGAUAUUGUCAUUUAAAGUUAACAACUUGACCGACAACUUGGCUGCGAAAUGAUACAGCGAUAGGUUUGCCUGGCGCCUAGAUUGAGCGAUGGGUUGGCCUGGGGCCAAAAUUGAGCUUUUAAGUUUUGUUCUGUACAGUAGUACAUAUUUUUCUCGAUGUAUAUAUUUUUGACGACUUCC
Messenger RNA from Hyposmocoma kahamanoa, 2827 nucleotides. RefSeq names its product sex-lethal homolog (gene Sxl). The coding region runs from base 1 to 1020 and encodes 339 amino acids. Lineage: Eukaryota; Metazoa; Arthropoda; Insecta; Lepidoptera; Cosmopterigidae. The transcript has 7 exons. Gene Ontology annotation, cellular component: cytosol; ribonucleoprotein complex. The record is from RefSeq and is a predicted model, not a curated record. Gene Ontology annotation, molecular function: mRNA binding.